Molecule: messenger RNA, 2025 nt
Organism: Harpegnathos saltator (Jerdon's jumping ant)
Lineage: Eukaryota; Metazoa; Arthropoda; Insecta; Hymenoptera; Formicidae
Product: 5-hydroxytryptamine receptor 3A
Exons: 7
Coding region: 71-1354 (427 amino acids)
Biological process (GO): monoatomic ion transmembrane transport
Cellular component (GO): membrane
Molecular function (GO): extracellular ligand-gated monoatomic ion channel activity; transmembrane signaling receptor activity
Source: RefSeq, a predicted model, not a curated record
UUCAUCAUCGUUGGACGAUAGAGUUGUCGCGCGUUCACUCGUCGUAUGACUUUCUCAUCGUACAUCCAAGAUGGAUGGGAACGGUCUCCUCCUCAUCUUGUUAUUUAUCUUCGACGUCGUAUGUGUCGACGUGAUAAUGUCGUAUAGUUCGAGACGGUGCAAUGAUGUCGAAAGCCAAUCGAGCAUGCUUCAAUUGAAGAGGCACCUCCUCUGCGAGUACGACCCUGACGUAAGACCAGUGCAGAACAAUAAUAAUGUGACGCGCGUGAAACUGCAUAUAAUUCCGCAAUUUCUGCAAUAUAUAAACGAGGAAGAGAUCUUCGAACUGCACACGUGGACAUCGAUGACGUGGAACGAUUCGCACUUGACGUGGGACCCCGCGCAAUUCGACAACAUCCAGCUGAUGUUCGUGCCCGCCUACGAGAUUUGGGUGCCGGAUAUUUAUCUGCAUAACGUGGACAUAGACAACACCAUGUUCUCAGGUUUCAUGCAGACAAAGUGUUGGGUCUGGAGGAAAGGAAUGGUCCAAUGGUUAACACCGGCGAAGUACUCCACGUUCUGCGUCGCCGAUAACACCUGGUGGCCGUACAACAUCAUGAACUGUUCCAUACAGUUCGGCUCGUGGUCGCAUACCGGCGACGAGAUCGACCUCGUUCAUCAUACGAAUCUGACGACGAUGGCGGAUCUACACGAAUACCAAAAGAACGUCGAAUGGGACUUGCUGAAGAUUUAUGUAACGAGCCAGGAGGAAAAGCACAAAUAUAAUUCGAACACUACCUCCAGACUGCUCUCUUAUCAUUUUAUUCUGAAAAGACACUGGGGUAUCAUACGCAUCGCAUAUGUGACACCCACUAUAGUGUUGAUGGUGAUGACGUUGACCGCACUGUGGCUGGAGCCGAAGUCCUUUGAGCGGAUGGUGAUCGCCAAUUUCAACUUCAUCUGCCAUUUAUUAUGCAUACAAGACGUGCAUUGGGAAAUGCCGAAGAGCGGCUUCAAUACUCCCAAAUUGCUCACUUUCUAUGAGAGCUCUUUUGCGAUGGCACUGUUCGUGUUGAUCCUCACGAAUAUCCUGCGACAACUGCAAGAACUCACCACCCCGCCGCCUGCGUGGAUCUCGUCAGCUACGACGUCCCUCUUACGCAGCCGGGUCGGUCAGAUUCUGUUAAUUAGCAUCCUGGAUCCGGCCGUAACAGCUAAGAUAGAAAUUGACGCGGACGAUAACGCCGAUCUCGUGCAGUCGAACAGCAAGAAAUCACCAUGGAGCUACGUGACAGUAUUGGUCGGCUGGUUGGCAUUUUCGGCCAUCCUCCUCACGUACAUCGUGCUAUUAGCUACGUGUCUGCCGACGAUCUGAAACGCCGAUGCCUCGUUAAUACUUGAACUGAGCGCGGGACUAAGCAGUGAUCGGCGCUGUAAUAUCGCCGCGUUUCAUUAAAGCGUCGCGAUGAACGCGUUAAGUUUCGGCGUAGACAUCGAUUACACUCAAUUCAUUCUUCUGCGUGUACUUUACAUCACAACUAUCACAGUAGUUGAGCAAUUUUUUAAUCUAGAGUUGAAACGCUAUCAAUACGGGGAGAAUAUUCUUUGUUACUCUUCUUUCAGAACAUAACAUAUUGAUUUCGAGCCUUUUAAAUGUUAGCAAUUCAUACUGUCGGCUUUGAAUUACAUGAACAUCUAAAUCGAUCAUGGUCUAUGUAAGAAAUUAGGUACUUACCCGGCGAAAAAUAAUUAUAUUAUGAAAUAAUUAUAAUAAAUUUUGUCUCUUUAUAGCGAUGUAUAAUUAUACGUAGUUAUGCAGCGUAUGCGUCACAGCAAAGUUUGCGUAUCGUGAUGGACACCUUGUAUAUAUCUAGACUGAAAAAAUGCUAUUGGACAAAUACAAUUAAAGUGACUGCUUAUGUCUACGGCAGUCCGUGAUAUAAACGUAUAACUGAACGAAAUAAUUUCUUCUUCUCGUCGUUCAACGACAUUUUUCUUCAGUGUCGAUAUAUAUAUAAUUUCAUAUAAUUAUAUAUGGAGAUCAUA